Molecule: messenger RNA, 810 nt
Organism: Pectinophora gossypiella (pink bollworm)
Lineage: Eukaryota; Metazoa; Arthropoda; Insecta; Lepidoptera; Gelechiidae
Gene: HLH4C
Product: helix-loop-helix protein 1
Exons: 2
Coding region: 1-420 (139 amino acids)
Biological process (GO): regulation of transcription by RNA polymerase II
Molecular function (GO): protein dimerization activity; DNA-binding transcription factor activity, RNA polymerase II-specific; RNA polymerase II cis-regulatory region sequence-specific DNA binding
Source: RefSeq, a predicted model, not a curated record
AUGAAGAGCUGGCUGGAGAGUGCCGGCAGCAUGGAGGAAGGCGGGCUGACAUGCAUGCUCGCUGAGCCUCGGGAGGCCUUACUGCCUAUCACUGGGAGAGAGAACCUCGCACCUAGAAAACGGGAAAGAGCUUUAGAACCUUGCGCUUUAUCAGAAGAAGCAUACUUAUCUAGUGGCGCCGGGUCUCCUUGCGCUGGUCUUUCUCGCGAAGAACGUAGACGCCGGCGCAGAGCUACCCUCAAAUACCGCACAGCCCACGCCACAAGGGAGAGGAUCCGUGUAGAAGCCUUCAACGCGGCUUUCGCAUCCCUCAGAAGACUCCUACCAACCCUACCGCCUGAUAAGAAACUGUCCAAAAUUGAAAUACUCCGUCUCGCUAUAUGCUAUAUCGCGUAUUUAAAUCAUGUACUAGAUGCGUAGAUCGAGUUUAUUGCAUUUUGGGUAAUAUUACCUCAGUGAUUGACACAUGAUCAUUAAUAAGAGGGAAAUCCUAUAUAGUAACUAAUGCUUUACGAACCAAUUCAAAUCAUUUGAUAAAAAUAACAAUAUACCUACUUAUAGAUAUAAGUAUCUACUUAUUAGGAAACAAAGUUGCAACAUAUUGAAAAUGCGUCAUGUAUUUUAUCCAUUACUAAUGUAUAUUACAUGCAAAAAAUACUCUUCUUCACGAUAAUAUCGACGAAUAUUUGAAAUUCCAACUUUAAUUUAACCUAAGUAAAACACGCGUAAAAGCAAGAACUUUAGCUACUGUCUUUAUAAUUAUGUGUAUUUAAGUACAAGCGCGUCCAAAUUAAUCACAUUGCUGCAGAG